AUGAAAUUGGGAGAAUAUUACAUUAAAUACGAAAGAGGAAUAAAAAGGAAAGUUAAGGACUCCAAGAAGAAGCAGUAAAAUCCAAAAAUUGAAUUUCACUGUCUGUAUUCAACUCCUAAUCUGCUCCAGUGAAAUUGGAAUCCUAGUCAUUGGUUGACGUGGAACAAUCUUAUUGGCCAAGGCCCUACCAGAUCACGGCGUUUUCUAACAGAUUAUUCAAUUCAAUUUCUCAGCUCAAACAGGCUAAUCCUCUCCCAUUACGUAGGGUUUCCCUCCAUCUCCUCGCCGCUAUUCGCCGGAAAAUCCACCGUAGUUGACUCCAGAGUUCUAUCAAUUUCGUUCAUUAUUUGGCUCCAUUUUUUCUGCCGAGUUGCCAUUAUCUGACCGUUGAUAAUUUAUCCAUUACGUGAUUAUUUGUUCUUCAAUUUAAAAUCUCAAUUUUAAGUUUUUUUAUUUGGAUAAUUUGAUGCCGACAAGUCAAGGAGGAGGAUCAUCAUCGAGGAGAAGCAUAUCGUUGACGAGCUCUAAGAAGAAAGAAAAUGUAGGAGGACAACCUGAUUCUGCUCACCGCAAGUCUAUUUCCGUAUCUCGUUCCAUCGGACUGACUGGAGAGCGCACAGUGAAGAGAUUGCGGCUGUCAAAAGCCCUAACAGUACCUGAUACUACAAGUAUUUAUGAAGCUUGCCGCAGGAUGGCUGCUCGCAGACUUGAUGCUUUGUUGUUGACUGAUUCAAAUGCGUUGCUGUGUGGUAUCCUGACAGAUAAGGAUAUAGCAACAAGGGUUAUUGCUUCAGAAGUUAAUAUACAGGAAACACCAGUUUCAAAGAUUAUGACGAAAAAUCCCGUUUUUGUGCUUUCUGACACACUUGCUGUGGAAGCUCUGCAGAAAAUGGUUCUAGGAAAAUUUAGACAUUUGCCAGUUGUAGAAAAAGGAGAGGUCAUUGCUUUGCUUGAUAUAGCAAAAUGCCUUUAUGAUGCGAUUGCUCGCCUUGAAAGGGCAGCUGAGAAAGGAAAGGCCAUUGCAGCUGCUGUUGAAGGAGUUGAAAAACACUGGGGGACAUCUGGUUCUGCAAGUUCCAAUACAUUUAUAGAAGCACUUCGAGAGAAAAUGUUCAGGCCUUCACUGUCUACCAUCAUUUCGGAAAAUUCAAAGGUUGUUACUGUUGAGCCAAAUGAUACUGUUUUAGCCACAGCCAAAAAGAUGCUCGAAUGUCGAACAAGCUCUGCAAUCGUAACAGUUGACAACAAACCAAGAGGGAUUUUAACUUCAAAAGACUUAUUGAUGCGAGUCAUAGCACAAGAUCUUUCCCCUGAGUCCACUCUCGUCGAGAGGGUAAUGACCCCCAAUCCAGAAUGUGCUUCAAUAGAUAUGCCUAUUGUUGAUGCUUUACAUACAAUGCAUGACGGGAAAUUUUUACACCUUCCUGUUGUUGAUAAAGAGGGAACUGUUGUUUCUGUUCUUGAUGUGCUUCAUAUCACUCAUGCAGCUGUAGCCACGGUGGGAAAUACUGCUGGAGUAAAUAAUGAAGCUGCAAACUCUAUGAUGCAAAGAUUUUGGGAUUCAGCUAUGGCUUUGACUCCGGAUGAUGACGAUGAGACGCGGAGUGAAAAUUCCUUGAAAUUGGCUUCUGAAGGGACAGAAACAGGAAGAUCUAUUCCCUAUCCUUCAUCUAGCCAGCCAAAUAGUUUUUCAUUCAAAAUUGAAGACAAAAAGGGGAGGAUGCACAGAUUCAACUGUGAUAUUCGGAACAUGACAGAUCUAAUUGCUGCAAUAAUUCAAAGAGUGGGGGAUGACAUUGACCGAAACAAUCUUCCUCAGAUUCUGUACGAAGAUGAAGAUCAUGACAAAGUUGUACUGGCAUCAGAUAGUGAUCUUACAGCAGCUAUUGACCAUGCAAGAUCUGCAGGUUGGAAGGGGCUAAAAUUGCAUUUAGACUAUUCAGGAUCAACCGGCGGUAGUUUGGAUUAUGCUCAUACUGAAUCUGCUUGGGCCUCAGCCUACAGUACUGUAGCAGCUGGUGCUGCAUUAGUUGCCGGUUUAGGCGUAUUAGCAUUCUUAAGGAGAUCCGGUAACUAAUUGCUUGAAAGAAGGUUACAACUUGAUAGACUGAAGAAUGGGAGUAGCACAUCAAUACAUGUGAGGCUCAAUCAGUGGAUUGGAUUUCAAUUGAAUAUUGCUGAUAUAGAAUUGGAUGAUAGCUCUAUAUUGGAACAGUUUUACUUUUUCCUUUUGCCUGCUAUCCAGAUUUGCAGGUUUUGGUUUAUAAUGAUUUAAAUUACGCCAAAUAAUUCCCUUACCUUGAAGUUGUCUUCAAAAGU
This is a messenger RNA of Lycium ferocissimum, 2319 nucleotides long. Its product is annotated as CBS domain-containing protein CBSCBSPB1-like. Gene Ontology annotation, molecular function: protein binding. Bases 467 to 2077 code for a protein of 536 amino acids. The transcript is spliced from 14 exons. NCBI's taxonomy places the organism in Eukaryota, Viridiplantae, Streptophyta, Magnoliopsida, Solanales, Solanaceae. The record is from RefSeq and is a predicted model, not a curated record.